Dentiscutata heterogama is the source of this 247-nucleotide messenger RNA. Lineage: Eukaryota; Fungi; Glomeromycota; Glomeromycetes; Diversisporales; Gigasporaceae. The record is from the annotation of a GenBank genome assembly.
AGCAUUUUCAGCUAGUGAAGUCUUGCCACUUGGGCCAAGAGAAUUUUCUGAACUGGACAAUCACCCAACCUAUAAAAAUGUCAGUAUCGUUAAGACAGCAAGAUUGCAAUCUAAUACCUUUGCUAGUAAUAAAAGUUGCAACUGCAGAGGUAAUUGCCUUAUGGCAAAAUGCUUUUGUAAAAAAGCAAACGUUUUAUGUAGAAGUAGAUGUCAUUCAAAGAAUUCCAAAUGUAAAAAUAGAGCUUGA